UGCUUGUUUCACCUCCUCACCUGUCGGUUCACGAUCAAGUUUCACCUCCUCUACCUUUGUGUUUUUAUUUUCCUUUUUUUUUUCUUUCGUACUGAGUUAUGGACGGCUUGACCAUGAUUUCAGUUGAAUAUUUAUUAAUUUUAAGUUAAUAUUAAAUAAAAAUAUAUUUAGGAAAUUCAAUAAUAUAAUUUUGGUUUUUAAGUUGAUAUAAUUAGAAUAAUGUUUAGAAAAAUUCAAUUUUUGGUAGUUAAUAGUUAAUAAUGUUGGAUUUUAUGUUUAUUAUAUUUACAAUGUUGGUUAUUACUAUGUUUAAUAUUAAUGAAUAUCUACAAUAAUGACUAUGCGUCAUGUUAGCGGUGAUGGAGAUGGUGCAAAUCACAAACUUGGAAAAAGGGCUCAAAUCAUACCUCGAGGAGAGGGUAGCCGAAAGAGGUUGUGAUGGGUGGUGGUGGUUGUGUUAGGAGAGGGAGGAAGACAAAGGAUAUAAUUAGAAGUUCACUAAAUAUUGUGACUGAUUGUGAUAAAUUUGUGGGCGCCGUUUACGAUUCACUAAUGUUUUGUUACAGCACGUUCAAUUAAGAGCUCUUAAUUUGACUUGAUUUUAAUCAAGCUCGACCCAACUUAAUUUGCCCUAUUAGAAUAAAAUGACCCGUUAUUAUCCGAACCAUUACGGAUCAACCCAAACUUUAUAUGAUUACCCAAUUUGACACCACUAUUUAUAGCCAAUAUGGAUGUCAAAAUAAUCCUUAUUUACCUUGUUUGAAAUAACAAUAUCCUCCCGUCAAAAAAAAAAAAAACCAAGAAUGAUCCUUGACCGUUGAUAAUGUUUAGAUCUUACGAUUCACAUUAUAUGCGUAUCAAAUACUCUUCCUCCUGCCUUUUCACUUUUCUUCCCUGUUCCACUUUUAUGCUGAGCCUCUUUCUUUCUCCUCCAUUGAAGCUACUCUAAAACCUCCAUUAAAGCGGUUUCUGAGCUUUCUCUCCUCCUAAAUUCUCCGUUAAAGUGGCUCCUGAGAUUUUUUCCCAUCAACGAGGCAGCUCCUUAGGUGAGGGUUUUUUUUUUUGUUUUUUUUGGGUGUGUAAUAUUAAUUUCACAAUUUAGGGUAUAUAUGUAUAUUUUAAAUGUCAGUAUACUCAAUUUAGGGUUCUUCUAAAGUGGAUUAUUGAAAUAUUUACUGAAAUUAUGAAAGUUUAUAACGAGUGAUUUUGUUGCUAGAGUUUUGCUGUGUGCACCUUUUAUGUUGAUGAUAUUAAGCCAGAAGAAGUUUGGAGCUUUUCACUGUUACACUGCGCCUCUCUCUCUCCAUUGAAUGGUACUCUGAAUUCUCCAUUGAAGCGGCUUCUGAGCGCUCGCUCGUCCCUUGUAGCAGCAUCUGAGGUAAGAUUUUUAUUUUUAAUAAUCGAAUAUCAAUAUCACAAUGUAGGGUUUAUUGUUAUUUUAAUUGUCAGUAUAUUCAAUUUAGGGUUCUUUUAAAGUGGAUUAUUGAACUAUUCGGUUUUAAUAACUCAAGUUAUGAAAUAUUAUAACUAGCAAUGUCAUUGCUAGAAUUUAACUAUUGUACAACUUUACUUAGAUAUUCAUUUUUUUUUUUGUUGUUGAUAAAAACGGCCCAAAUUUACGCAGAUAUUCUUAAGCGAGAAACAUUUGUAUGUUAAAUUUGAAGUUUAAUUUGAUAAUCUAAGUUGCACAGAAUCAGGAAAUGGAAACGGAUGCGGAAACAGAAUCAGAAACGAGAGAAUGAGGAAACCAGGAAAAGUAAAUUUUCAAAUAGUUUGGGAUCAUGGAAAUGAAAUAUUGAUAUAAUUUAGGUGAUGUUUGGUUGGCAUAAGAAAAUAUGGGAAUUGGAAAAUCGUAGGGAUUGUAACUAGGGAUAGUUGUUUGGUUAACCAAAAAAAAAAUGGUGGAAUGGGGAAAGUAGAAAAUCCAAGGAAUUUUUACUUCCCACAAAAUAUAGGAAUUUAAUUACCUAGUUUCCCCUAGGUAAAUAGGAAUUUAUAUGGGAAGUUACUUCCCAACAUUGCAAAUCAAACAACUUUAGAAAAAUCCCAAAUUCAUGUGAAUUUCUAGACUUUAUAUUCUUGAAAAAAUUGAUAGUUUUAAGGUGGCGAAGUUAAAAAAAACUGAAGAAGAUAAAAUUUAUACACCAAUUUGUCAAAUAUGCUCUCUUCUCUGUACAAUUUAAUUAAUUUUGUCUCUGCAGAUCAAACAUGGGGGAUUCACUGAGGAUGAGUAUUGUUCUACCGAUUAUUGAAUCGCUGAAAAAUGCUAAAUCGUAUCAUAAAGCAAUUGAUUUGAUUAAUAAAGAAGUUCGCAAGAUGGAAAAUGUAGAUAACGUUUGUUCUUUACUUGAGCUACUUGCUCAUUGUUACUGUGGUACAUUCAAUGACACAGAUUAUGAUAGUAAGUUACGCUUUUUUUUUCUUUUUUUUUUUUUUUUGUUAUUUCUUAAAUUUGUUAGAUAUAUCAUAUAUUUAAUCCCAUUAAAUUUAUUGUUGUAGAGGCGUUUGAAGCUCUUUGUAGAUGCAGAUCGUUGCAAGGAGAUGAUUAUGAAUUCCAAAAUGCAGAAUCCUAUUAUAUAUUUGGGCAUAUUUCAAUAUUUUCACUUUUUCAAUUCCAUGAGUAAUGAUUUUUUUUUUUAAUUAAAUAAAGAAAAUAAUGUUAACUUAUUUGUUUAUGUAGGGCUGGAAAGUUCAAGAGAGGGAUGUUAGAUGAUGCCCUUGUUGCUUGUACUAUAGGUUUGAACAAGCCACAAAUUGAACCAGAAUUGAAACAUGCCCUUGAGUGUUCUAUCACCAAGAUAACAAAAGAAAUAGAAGCUGAAAAAUUGGCAAGAGCAAAAAAGCUAAUUGAGGCUGAGGAGAGGGAGAAAAAGAAAGCUGAAGAUACUCAAAAUAAAAUGAGGCAAAAAAAAAAAAAAAAAAAAGAUGAAGAAUGUAGAAAAUGUCACAAAGGUUAUGGAAGAAAACCUCAAGGAAGCUUUAAAAUCUAUUAGGUUAGUUAUAAUACUUUACAUUAUUUUAAUGUUCUUUUAUAAAAAUUUAAAAUAAACUUUUUUCCUUCUUUGUGAAAUAGUGACAUGGAAAUCAGAGAGGAUGGUGGAACUAGUACUAUCUUACCUGAGUGGCAACCUCGAGAGGAAGUUUUUCAUAGUUUUAGUAGUUUGCUUUAUAUGUGUACUUGGGAUAAAUUAAAAUACCUAUAUGGGGUUAUUAUUGGUAAAAGACUAAAAAACCUAGUUCUUAAAACACGAGUUGAUCACAAAUGGUCCCCCAAAAAAGGCAGAAAUCUGUUUUAAGGAAUUAGUUGCAAUGAUAACUUAAAAUGAAAGUAAGUCAUGGUAGUUACAUGAGCAAGAAAGAGUAAACGAACCUAAUUUGUUGGCACUAAGCUGCAAUACAAAGGGACAUAAUAUCAUAAAAUUUGUUCCAAAAUUCUAAUAUAGACACGUGGUUCAAGGGAGCUACAUAUGACUAUGUAACUAUGUUAAUAUCUACCAUAUUGUUCAAUUCAAAUCCAUGAAAUUGAGUUUUUUAAGAUUUAAUUUAUCAAAGCCUUAUUGGUCACAUACCUAGCAGGUAGUAGGUAAACACCCUCAAAAACCAAAUUUUCACAAACAACAGUAGCUUAAAAAUCUCAAAGUCCAAUUGAUCACAACAUCCCAAUAAAAAAGAACCUGUUAAUUUGCCCAAAUCACCAUCAAUUCUUAAAUUUUUAGGGUUUUAUGGUAGACACAAAUAAGAGCAUGAAAUUGAAGAUGAAUAUCGUGUUUGAGCAUAUUGAGAUGAUCGACGGAAGAAAUGUAGACAUGCUCGAAGGUGUCAAGGUUAGUGAAUUGAGCAAAUAGUGAAGGGAAGCAAGAGAUUGGAAAAAAAAAAAGUGUGAAUGAAGGGAAAAAAUAAUAUGGUGAGGAGGAAAAAGGAAAAAAAAGUGAGGUGGGAAGGGUUGCACUCAAGUCAACAAAAGUAUAAUGUUCAUUGAACAUUUAACUUGGGGAUAGCCACAUGUAUAGAUAGUGUUGAUGAGAAGUGAAGAGAGAGUUGGAAAAGGGACACGUGUAUAGGUCUUUGUUUUAUUUGGUGUGUACUAUAUAUAUGUGCAAUAGUUGAACAUGCAUCUCUCUUAGAUACUUUUAUGAUGUACCUACAGAAUUCUUGCAUAUUAUUAGAAAGGAAAAGAAGAUGAAGCUUUUUGGACCUUUAAUGGUCAUACGAGCUUAAAUAAGAUUUGAAUUGUUUAUUUCAUGGGAGUGUACUUAUUGUUUGCUUAUAUAACUCUCAUUAUGUAAACUAAAUGAAUUUGUAAAGUGGUUCUUAUUAGAUUGGGUUUAUUACCGAGCAAAUGUUCAUAAUGCAUAGCUAAAAAGAAGCAUAUACUAUAUUUGUAAGACUAAAAAUUGACAAAUUAUGAUGCCAUGCAAAUAAUAUUAUCAGUAAGGGUUACACAUAGAAUUUUCAAAGCAGUAAAGUACCAUGCAGAAUUUUCAUUUGUUUUUUCAUUAUAGGAAUUGAAUGUUUCUAACACAUACAUUAUAUGUUUAUUAAUUAUGUUUUUGGUCAUUGUAAUUGUAGGGAUGUGGCUAGAGGGUUGAUGUUUUUGCAUGAGAAAACUAAUUGUGCUUGUGGGGAUUUAUCUUUCAACACUUUCGUUACAUUUGGUGGUAGGGGGCGGAUCCCACCCUCCUUGGACAAUGACAGGAGUAGAUUUUCCUACGAAAGGAAAAUAUACAAUAUUGUUCAGUAGCUGAACAAAUUGAGUCACAUCUUCUUCACCUUUCUUGGACUUCUUCACCUUUCUUGGACUUGUUCAGUAGCUGCGGUUAUGCUGAUUUCAUUAACCUUAUAGCCUCAGUAGCUGAACAAAAUAUACAAUAUUGUUCAGUAGCUGAACAAAUUGGUUAGGACUUAGGAGGGAAACAUUUUGAACUGAAUUAUGGUAGGUACAUUGUGAUGGGAUUGAGUGGAGAAGAGGAGGAAAAUAAGGGAUGGGGAGGUUAUUGUUGAAAAUGACAAAAUAUUUUGAACCCCCAUUUUUUUUUCCACCCCUUGACAAACAAAACAGGGGAAUAUUGGAAAACUGGUUAGGUCUUAUGUGGAAAAGGUAAACCUUUUAUCCAAAGACAACCUAAAUGAAAACCUCCGGGGAGAGGGGUCAUUGUUUGGCUCGCUCUUUUUCUGCUCUUAUGAGACCUUUCGGGUCAUUUGUCACAUACUCACAUCUACAUAGUGAGUGCGCGAUACUGUUUCAAUUUCAGACAUAUCAUCCCAUCCCUUUGUUUCUGUUGGUGUGACCAGAAUUUCAGUCAGUUGUAUAUAAGUAUAUAACUACUGUGUAACUGUGAAUUAGUCAUUAAUCACCCCCAUGAAUGCAGUAUAAUUCAUUUCUCUAUCGCUAAAAGAUGUAUUCUCAAAUUAAUAGGCCACAUGAUUUGGGGCACUUCAUACCAUCAAUUCUAAGUGGAGACAAGACAGGCAGAUUCAUCAAGUACAACAUAUUAUCCAAAGAAGUAACUGUCCUACUACGUGACAUCGCCUUUGCAAAUGGAGUUUCAUUGAGCAAAGACAGAUCAUUUGUGAUUGUAGCUGAAACUGGCACCUGCAAAAUCUUAAGGUAUUGGCUUCAGGGUCCAAAAGCAGGACUAGUUGAAACUUUCACAGAUUUGCCUGGAUAUCCUGACAAUAUAAGAAGAAACUCAAAGGGUGAGUUUUGGGUUGGUUUACACGCCAAGAAAACUCCUUUGGCUGAUUGGCUUCUUAGAAACACUUGGGUAGGAAAUACAUUGCUUAAGAUCCCGCUUAGGUUUGUACAACGACUGCAUGCUUUGUUCGUGGGAGGGCACCAUGGUAUAAUUGUGAAGCUGAGUGAAGAAGGACAAGUUGUCGAGGUUUUAGAAGAUACUCAAGGGAAGCAAGUGAGGUAUGCUAGUGAAGUUAUGGAUUGGUUCUCCUAUUACGCCUUCUGCUUGGGUUUAUGAUUUGGAUUAACGAAUUAACCCAAGUACUGUUUCUGUGCAUAUGAUGUAGAGAUUAGGAGAUAUUACCAGUAAUAAUAAAGAGUGCCAGGAUCAUCACUUGUGUAUCCUUAUUCUUCAAAAUUGUACUUCUGUCGGAUUUUGUUAUCAUAUUAUUAGUUCAAAUUAUGCUAUCUUGGUGAUAUUAAAUAAAAGCUGAGUUAUAACUAAGGUCAGCUGAUGAAGAAGUAUAAGAUGUUACUGUUCUGUAAAGAAGAUGCCUAAAUCAAAGGA
Molecule: messenger RNA, 6242 nt
Organism: Chenopodium quinoa (quinoa)
Lineage: Eukaryota; Viridiplantae; Streptophyta; Magnoliopsida; Caryophyllales; Amaranthaceae
Product: protein STRICTOSIDINE SYNTHASE-LIKE 10-like
Exons: 3
Coding region: 5397-5972 (191 amino acids)
Biological process (GO): biosynthetic process
Molecular function (GO): strictosidine synthase activity
Source: RefSeq, a predicted model, not a curated record